Molecule: messenger RNA, 384 nt
Organism: Giardia duodenalis
Lineage: Eukaryota; Fornicata; Diplomonadida; Hexamitidae
Exons: 1
Coding region: 1-384 (127 amino acids)
Source: RefSeq, a predicted model, not a curated record
AUGGAGCUGCGAGCCCCCGAUGUCAUGGAUGCCAUCUUGGUAUUACUACGUAGCAUGAGAAUCGAGAGCAUCACGACAGAGGCCAUGAAUAGACUUCUUUCCGUCGUUGAGGUCAUUACAGAGGAUGCUGGGGAUGUGUGGCGUGGAAGCAGGGACAACUUCUCAAACAGUUUGUUCGGCGCCAUGAGGAAAUACGGAGCAUCAACUUCUUCUUUAAAGGAGCACUUCCAUUACUUUAGCAAACUGGAGCCGCCGGAUCAACAGGGACUUAACUCAUCCAUCUUCAUUUCUUCCUCAUUCAAUGAUUCUCUCGAGCCUCACCGCAAGCUAUUCUUCGCUCCAUCGUAUCAGGAAUUUUUACAAUGCAUCAGCAAACAGCAGUAG